Messenger RNA from Danio rerio (zebrafish), 2492 nucleotides. The record is from RefSeq and is a predicted model, not a curated record. NCBI's taxonomy places the organism in Eukaryota, Metazoa, Chordata, Actinopteri, Cypriniformes, Danionidae.
AUGAAGCAGAAACAGCAGCAGCGCAGCAGCUUUAAGCACACGGUCAGUGACGCUGCUGAGGAAUUCUCCACUGUUGGUCCUGGAUAUAGCCCUGAUGCGAGCUGCUGCUCUUCUUCACCAGGCGCGCGUCAUCAGAGCGCGCCGGGCGUGAGCGAGGACGCGUGUACGCGCAGCAGCAGCACGUGCACAGCAGCAGAAAUGGCGACUCAAGCAGCAGAAGUCAUAUUCGCGCAGAAACUCGCGGCCAACGAGAAGAGCGUGAGGAGCAAAGCCCUGCUGAAGCUCAGGAAAUACAUCCGCAUCCGCUCCGAGAGAGCGCCAGGAGGCUUCAGUGAGGAGGAGCUGCUGAAGAUCUGGAAGGGUCUCUUCUACUGUCUGUGGAUGCAGGAUCUGCCUCUGCUGCAGGAGGAGCUGUCCACCAAGAUCUCAGCGCUGCUCUUCAGCUUUCGCACCGUUGACAGUCAGUUUCUGUUCUUCAAGACGUUCCUGCAGACCAUGAAGAGGGAGUGGAACGGCAUCGACAGACUGAGACUGGACAAAUUCUACCAGCUCGUGCGCUUCAUCUUCCGCCAAAUGUUUGAGAUGCUGAAGAAGCAGGAGUGGGAGCCCAGUGUGUUGCAGGAGUUCCUCCAGCUGUUCUCAGAUCAGCUCCUGCAGAGCUCCAGCGCAGCUCCAUCAGGACUCAUAAUGCACAUCAUGGAGCUCUACAUGACGGAGCUGGCUGCAGUCGGAGCCGCAGAGCUUACUGCGGCGCAGAACCUGUCCCUGAUAGAGCCCUUCUGCCGGACGAUGUCCAGAACCAGAGAUCGAGUCCUGCUAAAGGCCAUCGGCAGCAGCAUCUUCAGCACCAUCGUGGACCAGGUGCCCUUCGCCAUCGCGGACCUGCUGCGGGAGAUCAGCACCACAGAAGAAGAAGACCAGGACGGAGAGACACAGACCAAUGAUGCUGAGGAGAACACUUCACAUCCAGGAGAAGACCCGGGGGGUAAAGGCUCUGAUGAAGCUGUUCUCCAGUUUGACUAUGGAGCCGUUGCAGACAGACUCUUCGAGGUUGCCAGUCACUCAAACAUCCCGAGCUUCAACCGCUCCCAGAUCUACAAGUUUGUGAAAGUAUUUCGGGACCUGAGUGAAGGUGUGUUCCCUCAGGAUGAGGUGGAGGACGUGUCGUCUGAUGAAGAUGAGUUUGAUGAUGACAGACGGAGGAAGAAGAAGAAGAAGAAGAGCAGCAGCAGACAGCAGGACUCGCUGAACACACACACAGGUGAAGCAGAGACCAGCACACCUGCAGACGACAAACCCAAGAACAAGAAGAGGAGGAAGAAGAAGAAGAAGAGCGGCUUGAAGAGUGUGGAGGAGCCGGAGAACUGCGCUGCACCACAGACUCCAGCAGAAGACCAGAAGAAGAAGAAGAAGACACAACAACACACCGAGACUGCAGACGGAGGACAGCAGCGCUCAGAAGCACACACCACCCCCGCACUGAUGGAGGACGAUGGAGGAGCUCCUGCAGAGAAACCACAGAAGAAGAAGAAGAGGAAGAUGCAGACGCCAGCUAAAGCAGACCAACACACACUGAUGAAGAGGAGGAAGAAGAGUCUGCACACACACACCAAUGGAGACACUCCGAUAGAGGAGACCACCGCGGAGAAACCACAGAAGAAGAAGAAGAAUAUUCAGAAACCGCUGAACGGACACACACAGCUGACCACAGAGAAACCACAGAAGAAGAAGAAGAAGAAUAUUCAGAAACUGCUGAACGGACACACACAGAAACCACAGAAGAAGAAGAAGAUGAUGAUGAUGCAGAUCACAGACACACAGCUGACCACCGAGAAACCACAGAAGAAGAAGAUGAGCCAGAAGCGGGCCGCAGCGGCGCUGGUGAACGGACACACGGAAGCUGAAGAUCCAGCACUUCCUGUCAGCACAGACCGGAAGAUGAAGAAGAAGUUUGUGCUGAGCCAGAAGAAAGCUCCAGCGCCGCUCUUCUGUAAAGGGCUUAAAAACACACGGAUCUCAGCCGCUGCCAAGACCGACAGGAAGAAAGUCACGUUCGGCCUCAAGAACAACAAAACUGUGGAGUUCAGGAAGACGGACCGCAGCGCUCUGCUCAGUCCCGACCGUCUGCCCUUUGACCCCAGCCGGACGCCCAAAUCUGGGGUGCUGAAGACACCGUCUCCCUCCGCCAUGAAGAGGCCCUCGGCUGCAGACUUCUUUUGAAUAAAGAGUGUGUGUGUGUGUGUGUGUGAUGUCUGCACUAUAGAGCGUGCGCACACACACAUUUUAUACUCCUGUUUUCCCGCCCUCAGAGUUCUGCUUUAUUUUUAGCAUGGCUUAAUUUCAGACUGUUUUGAAUAUUCAUGAGUUCCUCCUCCAAUGGGAGAGCAGAGAGGAUUAUUAUGAGAUGUAAGUACAGGAAGUCGUGCUCUGGACGGAGCGUCUGUAAACUAAAAACUGAAGUGUGUGAGAAUAAACCUCCGAGAUGUUCUUCA